Acanthocheilonema viteae is the source of this 927-nucleotide messenger RNA. NCBI's taxonomy places the organism in Eukaryota, Metazoa, Nematoda, Chromadorea, Rhabditida, Onchocercidae. The record is from the annotation of a GenBank genome assembly.
AUGGAGCUGGACAUCGCCAAGCAUUUUCAGCAGUUAUUAGACGGCAAGGAUAAUUUAAAAUCGACAGGUCAAGCAGCUAUUGAAACAUUGAUGCGAUGCAUCGAGAUCUCCAAAGCAAAAACAGUAAACGAACUGACGGAUGAAUUGAGGAAUGCAGUGGUUGCUAUGUCAUCAACUGACCAUAGUGUACCAUCUAUUCGAAGUGCCAGCGAAUUAUUUUUAAGGUUUAUAUCACUUGCUACGCCGGAAGAGAAUAUACAGGAAUUUAGUAUCUUAAUGCAUAAAUACAAGGAACGUGGAAAUAUUUUUCUUGAGCGAGUGGAAUUGAGCAAAACGCUGAUAGCAUAUUUUGCAAGGCCUUUUAUUCGAAACAAUAUGCGUAUUCUUACUCACUCAUACAGUAAAAUUGUAUUGGAAGUGUUGUUAUAUGCCGGGAGAGACGGCGUUAAUGCACAUGUAUUCGUUACGGAAUCCCGUCCUGAUAAGUCAGGCGAUAUCAUGAUCAAAGCAUUAAAAGAUGCUGGAAUUCAGUGUACAUUAAUAUUGGACGCCGGAGUUGGGUAUUUAAUGGAAACGAUUGAUUUGGUAAUGGUUGGUGCAGAAGGUGUUAUGGAAACUGGUGGUAUAAUAAAUAAAAUUGGUACACAUCCGUUGGCCGUAUGUGCGAAAGCGAUGCAUAAACCAUUUUUUGUUAUGGCUGAAAGUAUCAAAUUUGUUAAGGAAUAUCCUUUAAGCCAAAAUGAUAUACCGAUUGAAUUUAAGUAUACGGCAUCAACUCUGAAAAAGCAUAAGCUUGACAGCGAUUUUUCAAAUGAGCAUCCUCUUGUCGAUUAUACUCCACCACAGUAUAUUAAUCUGCUUUUUACCAAUCUUGGUAUUUUGACACCUGCGGCUGUUGGUGAUGAACUUAUAAAAUUGUAUGUAUAA